AUGGGGUUAGGAAUACACCAUUUGGAGACUGCAACUACUAUUGGUAAUGCAACUACUGCUACGAAGGCUGCUCUUAUUGAUACAGGGGUGCAGCAAAAAAAACCCUUCAAAAUAACCCUUCGCAAUUUCGUUAGGAAGCACAAGAUUGGUUUGGUUGCCAUCUUCAAACCAAGAAUCAGUGGUGUUUUGGCUCAAAAGAAGAUUAAGCAGAUUGGUUUUAAACAUUCUAAAGAAGAGAGUUUCUCUGUCACUCUCAUAGAAAAAUCUAAUCAGUUUGUUCAUGUUUCCUGUCAUCCUAAUUAUGGUCCUACCUUUCUUUUAACUAUGGUUUAUGCCACUCCGAAUGAGGGCUUGUGUGAAGCUCUUUGCUUAGACCUUAUUAGAAUUAGUGGGAUUAUUGUGGGUCCUUGGAUGAUGAUGGAAGACUUUAAUGAAAUUGUUUCAGCUAAAGAAAAGAAAGGUGGUGCUCCCUUUAAUCUUGCUAGAUGUUCAAAGUUCUCUUCUGUCCUUAGUGACUAUAAUGUCCUUGACCUUAGCUGUAGAGGGUCUAAUUUCACUUGGAGAGGUCCCAAAUGGCUGCAACUUAAUAGAGUUUUCAAAAGACUGGAUCGAGUGUGUGCUAACACUGAUUGGAGAACCAAAUUUGAUGAAGCAUAUGUUAGAACUAUGCCCCACCUUAAUUCUGACCACAACCCCUUCCUCCUCUCUAUCCUCCAAUUUAUAAUUGGAAACAUAGGCCCUUCAGAUUUCUGGCGGCCUGGCAAGACCAUUCUUCUUUCCCCCAUUUUCUUAAAGAUGUCUAGUGCUCAAACCUCAGCAUAA
Messenger RNA from Gastrolobium bilobum, 822 nucleotides. RefSeq lists its product as uncharacterized. The record is from RefSeq and is a predicted model, not a curated record. Bases 1 to 822 code for a protein of 273 amino acids. NCBI's taxonomy places the organism in Eukaryota, Viridiplantae, Streptophyta, Magnoliopsida, Fabales, Fabaceae. The transcript is spliced from 3 exons.